This is a messenger RNA of Mesorhabditis belari, 456 nucleotides long. The record is from the annotation of a GenBank genome assembly. Lineage: Eukaryota; Metazoa; Nematoda; Chromadorea; Rhabditida; Rhabditidae.
AUGAUGUCACUCAGCGCCACCAUUCUCAUCCUUUGCAUUGGAUCGACGUUUGCCAUCUGCCCGACCUUGACUGACACGACACUUGUCAGCAAAGGACCAGCCCCCGGUUCCGUGUGCCCGCCUGGCCUAGGCACUUGCUACAACGAUGGCUCGGGAACCGAUCUGGGCGAUGCAUGCUAUGUGGCUGGUUCUACUCCGGUAACCUGUGUAGACAAGAUGCCAACACAAUGUGCCACUUGGGUGCCCAAUGGUUUCUGCACACAGGCCGGCUACACAGAUGCCGAUCGGAAGAACUAUUGUGCCAAGAGUUGUAAUCUUUGCACAACAGUUGGCACUACUUGCACCGAUUCGAGCACAAACUGUGCCUCGUGGGCGAAGAACGGUUUCUGUGACAACACCUCCUACGACUCAGCCACGAAGAUCAAGUACUGCAAGAGCACAUGCAACUUGUGCAGU